GGAGGCUUCUGCCAGUGCAAAGCAAAAAAAAAAAAACACUGCUAUCCCUCUCGCUCCUCGUCCUCAUCACCAUCCUUGUCGCGGAGCCAACUUUCGAAUUCUCUCGUUCAAUCUCCCUCCGCCCUUCUUCGUCUUCUUUCCCCCCCCAAGCUGUGCUUGAUCUUCAUCGCUUUUGAACUCCUCCCUUUUUGCUCUCCUUUGGGGCUGCCUCUCGUUCCUCCCUGAGAUCCAAGUGAAGUAGGAAUCACUGAGGACCUCCCUCGGCAUUCCCUCACACACGCACGCACGCUCUCCAAUUGACGCUUCCACCCCUCCCUCGAAAAUCCCAUACACGCACCCUACAUCCACAAUCUUCGUCCCCAGAACCUUGCUACGAACCUGAUCUCGACGCGAAUCCUUCGCUUCUGCCGUCUGCACAAUGGAAUCUACAGCCACCGCAACUAACGGGAUUCCCGCUCCCACCCGACCCUCCCCGACCGUCAGUACUCCUCCAAGCAAGCCCGCAUCGCCUCUCGUUGAACGCAGCAACCCAAUGGGUGGAGGCUUGGCGCAGACGGUCACCUCAAAGGACCCAAAGGCCGUUGCCCAGGCCGCUACCGAUAUGAGAAAUGUCGUUCGCCGGAAAUUGACUGGCUAUGUCGGCUUUGCCAACCUGCCGAACCAGUGGCACCGCAAGAGUGUGCGAAAGGGUUUCAAUUUCAAUGUCAUGGUCGUCGGUGAGUCUGGUUUGGGAAAGUCUACUCUAGUGAACACUCUCUUCAACACCUCCCUAUACCCACCCAAGGAGCGCAAGGGCCCCAGCCUUGAUAUCAUCCCUAAAACUGUUUCGAUUCAAUCUAUCAGCGCUGAUAUCGAGGAGAACGGCGUUCGUCUACGAUUGACCGUUGUCGAUACCCCUGGGUUCGGUGAUUUUGUUAACAACGACGACUCUUGGCGUCCUAUUGUCGAGAACAUCGAGCAGCGAUUUGACGCCUACCUUGAUGCGGAGAACAAGGUCAACCGUAUGAACAUCGUCGAUAACCGUGUGCACGCAUGUGUCUACUUCAUUCAGCCCACUGGCCACUCACUGAAGCCCCUUGACAUCGAGGUUAUGCGUCGCCUGCACACCAAGGUCAACUUGAUCCCCGUCAUCGCCAAGGCUGAUACCUUGACCGACGAGGAAGUCGCUCUCUUCAAGCAGAGAAUUCUUGCCGAUAUCCACCAUCACUCCAUCCAGAUCUUCGAAGGUCCCCGUUAUGAACUCGACGACGAAGAAACCCUUGCUGAGAACCAGGAGAUCAUGUCCAAGGUCCCUUUUGCCGUUGUCGGUGCAAACACUGAGGUUACCACCGCCAGCGGUCACAAAGUAAGAGGUCGCCGUUAUCCAUGGGGUAUCAUCGAAGUAGACAACGAGGAGCACUGCGACUUUGUCAAACUGCGCCAGAUGCUUAUCCGUACCCACAUGGAAGAGCUCAAGGAACACACCAAUAACGUCUUGUAUGAGAACUACCGGUCCGACAAACUGACAGCAAUGGGUGUGACGCAAGACCCAAGCGUCUUCAAGGAGGUCAACCCUGCUGUGAAACAGGAAGAAGAGCGCGCUCUGCACGAACAGAAACUUGCCAAGAUGGAAGCAGAAAUGAAGAUGGUGUUCCAACAGAAGGUGCAAGAGAAAGAGAGCAAGCUGAAACAGAGUGAGGACGAACUAUAUGCUCGACAUCGUGAGAUGAAAGAGCAACUAGAACGGCAGCGGCUCGAGCUAGAGGACAAGAAGGCCCGCCUCGAAAGUGGACGACCUCUCGAAGACAAGAUAAAGCGGAAAGGGUUCUCACUUCGUUAGGUUUGAAUGGAUCGAAACCCCCAAAGUCACGUCUGAUACAUGGUUUAAGCUCGAGAAAUCAAAUUCUUUUGGAGAUCUGGCACUUGUGCUUUUGUGGCUUUUUGCAUUUUUUAUUUUGUUGAUGGAUCUAGCGCUCUAUCACCCUCUCCUUGCCCAUUUCCUUUUCAUUAAACUCCCACACUCUCUUGUACUCUUUUUUUUUUUCCUCCUUUUCUUGUUCUUAUACCUCAGCUUUUUCCUUUCAAAUUAUUUCUGUAAUGACGUUGAAUCUUGCUUUGGCUCAAGCCAUCCUUCAUGACUCCGAAGGUAAAGACAAUAUCACUUAAUGUUUACGGGGCCGUUGGAGACUGCGACUUGAGGUUGAAACGGGGAUGGGUGGGGGAUUGUCGCUUCUGGGCAGAAUGAUAAAAAAAAAAAAAGCCACUAAAACAGGUUGCAGCGAGCGCCGACUUCGGUGAACUCGUUCUCCCUGGGACUCGUAGGGCUCGUUGGUUCCUUCGGUCUUCUAAUUUGACCCUUUUUACCCGUUGGCUUUUCAUAUUUAGUUAGCUCCCUUCUUGCCAUGUAUUUGUCUAUGUUAGCUUUUUUCUUUUUUUU
Molecule: messenger RNA, 2416 nt
Organism: Coccidioides posadasii C735 delta SOWgp
Lineage: Eukaryota; Fungi; Ascomycota; Eurotiomycetes; Onygenales; Onygenaceae
Source: RefSeq, a predicted model, not a curated record